This is a messenger RNA of Penicillium cinerascens, 816 nucleotides long. RefSeq lists its product as uncharacterized. The transcript is spliced from 2 exons. NCBI's taxonomy places the organism in Eukaryota, Fungi, Ascomycota, Eurotiomycetes, Eurotiales, Aspergillaceae. The record is from RefSeq and is a predicted model, not a curated record. Bases 1 to 816 code for a protein of 271 amino acids.
AUGCCGCAGCUUUUCCCGCCCAAUCCAUCGGACCUGAUGGUCAUCCGCGCAGUGACGCCUGGCAUCAUUACCAUGAGCCUGCCAUUCGCGCGGUUCGGAAUCUUGCGUUUCGGCGGUCGAGGCACGCUGGUCAAGCUCUCCACGGGCGCCCUCGCCGUGUUCUCACCCGUGAACCUCACCCCGGAAGUCCGCGAGCGGGUCGACUCGCUCGGGGGCAACGUCAAGUACAUCGCUGCUCCCGAUCUCCAGCACCACCUGCACAUCUCAGCCUGGAGGAAGGCCUAUCCUCAGGCCGAAAUAUUGGCCCCCGAGGGCCUGUGGGAGAAGCGAAACAAGAACCCCGAGUUCAAGGGCGAGGAGCCGUUCCAACACGUUUUCAAAAAGGAUGCCAGCCCCACGAUCUCGGAGGAGUUCGACGCUGAAUUUGAGACCGAGUAUGUGCACGGGCAUGGGUCCCGCGAGCUGGUCUUUUUGCACCGUCCUUCGCGCACGGUCAUCGAGGCCGACAUGCUCUUCAACCUGCCUGCCACUGAGCAGUACUCCAAGGCUCCCGAUGCCAACCCGUUGAACUUCCUCACCAAGAUUUUUAAACCCAUGCUCUCGACCGGUGCGCCUGCGACUGGUCAGCGUCGCUUUGCUUGGUAUAUUCUGUCGCAACAGGAUCGCGCGGCUUUCACCGCAUCUGCGAAGCGCAUUAGUCGGUGGGACUUUGAUCGGAUUAUUCCGUGCCAUGGGGAUGUCAUCGAGGUUGGGGCCAAGGGGGUAUGGCAGGAUGUGAUGGCAUGGUUUCUGCAGGACGACUCCAAGCAUGUCUAA